Messenger RNA from Monopterus albus (swamp eel), 846 nucleotides. Its product is annotated as kelch-like protein 32. The coding region runs from base 346 to 846 and encodes 166 amino acids. The record is from RefSeq and is a predicted model, not a curated record. The transcript has 6 exons. Gene Ontology annotation, molecular function: protein binding. NCBI's taxonomy places the organism in Eukaryota, Metazoa, Chordata, Actinopteri, Synbranchiformes, Synbranchidae.
CGCUGAAUCCCCUCUAUACCCGCAUUCAUGUGACCGCCUUAGAGGGGCGGGGUUAUAAUGUGAUAAUUUAGAUGCUGCAGUGUAACCAACAAAGUGUCCAUGAUAACCGGCUGCAUCUGCUCUCCGCUGUGCUCUUCCGUCCUCUCGCCGCGUAUGUAAAAGAACCCAGCCUCGGACAUCAAAUUACAUUUGUAACGCUGAUGCCGCCAGAGAGGAUGGGACUGACUCAUGCCGCAUUCAUAUGAGGCUGAUGUAUGUGCCCACUGAGGAGACUACAGUCCUCAGGAGCCACCUAGCACCUCCUCUCCACCUCCACCACCAUCUUCUCUGUCUUUGUCAAGGGGCAUGCCUUCUGAACUCAGCCUCAGCAGGGAGAUGCUGACAGGACAGAGGCUCUGCCAGUCAAAGUCCCACCAGGACUCGGUCCUCUCUGCCCUCAACCAGCAAAGGAAAGACGGCCUGCUGUGUGACGUCACGCUGGUGGCCGGUGAGCAGAAGUUCCAUGCCCACAAAGCUGUCCUGGCAGCAUGCAGCGAUUACUUCAGGGCCAUGUUCAGCUUGUGCAUGGUGGAGAGUGAAGCAGACGAAGUGACUCUGCAAGGGGUGACCAGCGUUGGACUAAAGCACGCCUUAGACUUCGCCUACACUGGACAGAUUCUGCUGGAUCCGGCAGUGAUCCAGGAUGUCCUGUCUGCAGGCAGCCACCUUCAGCUUCUGGAGCUCCUCAGCCUCUGCUCCCACUACCUCAUCCAGCCAGUGCAGCGAAGAAAGGACAGGGGUGAUUUGGGCGUAUCUGGUGGUAUUCGAGAGGAGCCGAGCCGCAGCAAGAGUCUGGAUGAGCUGUAG